Messenger RNA from Eleginops maclovinus (Patagonian blennie), 2350 nucleotides. It is a transcript of the gene lpar6a, whose product is annotated as lysophosphatidic acid receptor 6a. The transcript is spliced from 2 exons. Gene Ontology annotation, biological process: positive regulation of Rho protein signal transduction; phospholipase C-activating G protein-coupled receptor signaling pathway. The record is from RefSeq and is a predicted model, not a curated record. Lineage: Eukaryota; Metazoa; Chordata; Actinopteri; Perciformes; Eleginopidae. Gene Ontology annotation, molecular function: lysophosphatidic acid receptor activity. Gene Ontology annotation, cellular component: plasma membrane. The coding region runs from base 672 to 1763 and encodes 363 amino acids.
UGCCUGUGAUUCCGGCGCAAAGAGAAGUAGAGCUCUGUCUGAGGAUAAUCCGUGCUGAGCGAAGCUUGUUAGGCUGUCAGAGAGAGAGAGAGAGAGAGAGAAAGAAGUAGACACUGAGUGAGUGAGUCAGUCAGUUAGGAAAAGAAGUAGAGAUAGAAUGAGGGGGGGGACAGGAAACAGACCCUGAGGACAAACAGUGAAACACUCACAUUGUGAAACACUCACAUUGUGACACACAGACGGAGAGCAGGAGCUCCACUCUAGCACCAGUCAGUGCUCCUGAGAAUAAGCCUGGUGGCUUGUGGGAAAGACCUUUCAAAAGAUGGACAGCUAAUGACAACUUUGCUGCUUUUGGAACUGAAAGUCACAGGAGUGAGUUUGGCCAGGAGGAAGGAUUUUUGCCUACAUCUUUCCUUCUGUAGCAGACCUGGACAUGAUUCGUUUUGUGGACUCAGCAGCUUGUGGUAAUUGAGGACUUCUUGAGUGAAAAGGAAACAUAUUCGAGUGACUGAUUUAUCUGAGUAAGUAAAGCUCAGCCUGCAACUUGCUGGUUGCAGCCUGGUGGAGAGACAGCGCAGGGGGAGGGGAGGACGCUCCAGCCUGAAUCUCUCUCCUCUGGGAGGGGUCUUUUCAAUACGAGGUUACCCUCGAGAUAACUACAUCGAGUCAAAAUGUACAACAAUACCCUCCCAACUGGCAAUGUCACCCAGCCAUUGGUUGAAAACAGCUCCACAAACUGCCAUAAGAACGAUGGAUUUAAGUACCCGCUCUACAGCACCGUCUUCAGCAUUGUGUUCGUGGUGGGACUGAUCACCAAUGUUGUGGCCAUUUAUAUAUUCACCUGCUCUCUGAAGCUGAGGAACGAGACCACGACCUACAUGAUGAACUUGGUAGUGUCUGACCUGCUGUUUGUCUGCACGCUGCCCCUCAGGGUCUUCUACUUCAUCAACGUGAACUGGCCUUUUGGAAGCACGCUCUGCAAGGUCUCUGUCUCGCUCUUCUACACCAACAUGUAUGGCAGCAUUCUCUUUCUCACCUGCAUCAGCGUGGAUCGCUUUCUAGCCAUCGUGCACCCUUUUCGCUCAAGGGCGCUGAGGACCAAGCGCAACGCCAAGAUAGUGUGUGUUGCUGUUUGGGUGUUGGUGCUGUCAGGAAGCCUCCCCACGGGGUUCAUGUUGGAGACCACCUCGCGUGACAACAACAAGAAUAACGCCACUUACUGCUUUGAGAAUUUCUCCCCCAAGCAGUGGAAAUCGCACCUGUCCAAGGUGGUGAUCUUCAUAGAGACAGUGGGCUUCAUCAUCCCGCUUCUACUCAACAUGUGCUGCUCCAUCAUGGUGCUGCAAACCCUGCGGCGGCCCCAAACCAUCAAUCGCGGGGGCAAGCUGAACAAAACAAAGAUCCUGCGCAUGAUAAUUGUGCACCUCUGUAUUUUUUGUUUUUGCUUCAUCCCCUACAAUGUGAACUUAAUUUUCUAUGCUCUGGUCCGCACUAACACUUUAAAAGGCUGCUUUGUGGAGUCGGUUGUCCGAACGAUCUACCCUAUAGCUCUCUGCAUUGCUGUGUCUAACUGCUGCUUUGACCCCAUUGUUUACUAUUUCACCUCGGAGACAAUCCAAAACUCCAUUAAGCGGAAGUCUCAGGUUGGCCGUUCGUAUGACGUCAAGUUCUCAGAGGCCCUUCAGUCAGAAACCAGCUCCAACCUGCAGUGUAGCCUGAGGAAUCUCAAAGCAAAAGUCUUUCACAAUGAGUCUUCAGUGUGAUGGCGGUUUGCGAGACUCUGCUUGAAAGGUGUUUGAAUUCAUCCUUCGAAAAACAGACCUCCUUGAGACAUUGGGAAUGGAUUUACGGGGAGUGCUUUAUGAAGCACCUGCCAAAUUUUCAUCUCAGGGCAAUUGUUUUGACAUUUCAUUGACAGCCUCUGCUUUGCUGUAUUACAGCUACAUGGCCCAUCUGUGGAUUUCUAAUUGACUAAUUUCCCUUUCCUGUUGAAUAUUUCAUAUUUCUGUCAAGCACAAUUACUCUGCAAGAGACCUGGAGGGUAUCAUAGCAUAGCAGGACACUUUUGAUUUGGAAUGCGUUAUGUGCCUGUAUAUUUGUACAUUUCCGUGGUAAGUUUUGGUACUAACUCUAGAGUUGUAACUAUUAAAUAACAUAAAUUUAUAUCAAGCUAUAGAAUGUACAGGACAUAUUUUUUAAUUGUGAGUUCCAAAUAGGUCAGAGAAGUGCCUUUUUGUUGUCGUGGCACCAUUUCAUUGUAGACUUUGACCUUAAAAUGCACUGACACAGAUUUCCACAUACUGCACUCGUGCCAAAGUAAUGAAUAAAAGUCAUGUACUGUUUAAAAUGA